Mollisia scopiformis is the source of this 592-nucleotide messenger RNA. RefSeq lists its product as uncharacterized. Lineage: Eukaryota; Fungi; Ascomycota; Leotiomycetes; Helotiales; Mollisiaceae. The coding region runs from base 168 to 566 and encodes 132 amino acids. The transcript has a single exon. The record is from RefSeq and is a predicted model, not a curated record.
CUUUUAUGCGGGGUACUAUUUGGAAAAUUACUUUGGGCCUCAGGGUGCUUCAUUUAGACCUACAUUGGUACGUCCAGCGGCUUGCGUCUAUUUCCAUUCCCUUUGUCAUGCUAGACCUUGCACUCACCGGCUCCUAGAACAAAGCUAAAGACACUCUCAUCUUGUACAUGGCAGAUCCUAUAGCCUCCAGCCCUCUGCCUUACUACUCUGCCGUCGAUGACACGGGUCGCCUCGUGCAUGCCUUACUUCGUGCUUCCCCGGGCAAGAAGCUCAUUGGUGUCAACGAGUGGCUCAGUCUCCGCGACUUUGCCAAAGUCUUGGGCCAGUCGUUGAAGAAAGGGGUCAAAUUUGUUGACAGUAAUCCGGACUUUACGAUGGGAGACCCGGAUCUUGAAGAGGAUUUUGCGGAUAUGGUAGGGUGGCUUGUGGAGUUCGGGUAUGAUGGAGGGAAGGUGGACAAGAGUGUUGUGCAGCCGGCUGAAUUAGGAGUCACACUGGACUUGCUGUCUGUAAAGGAGUGGUGCGCAAAGCAGGAUUGGGAGAAAGUUCUGGAGGUUGAAGGUUAACUUUUCCGUUUUUACAUGAAAAGAAU